GGUAUCGCCAUUUUUCAUGAAAAUACAAAGACUAACUAGCCUUUGGUCUGAAACUACUAAUUUUUCAUGGUGAAAAAUACUAAUUUUUGUGUAAAAGGAAUAAAGUUUAUAUUGGCCAGCUAUACCCCAGUUCUCAUUUUGUGCAGCUUUUUUCCUUAAAACAAAUUUACCGCCAUAAUACAUUGUCUGUAGCAUCAAAAAAUCUGUGAGGUAUUAUGACUUCUGCCUUAAAAAAGCUUCCUAAGAUAUGGUGUCCAACCUUAUCGUCAGUUAAAUGCUUAUUCAUUUUGCCAUCCUUUCCAAGCUCCAACUUCUCUGUUCCUCUCCCAGAGCUUAGGAAUCGCCGCGAAAUUUUUACGAACAAACUGAACAUUUUUACUAAACAGCUGCCAAAUAAGUCUUCCUGUCACAUAGUUAUAAUACCAGCAUCAGAAAUACAGUAUAUGGCAUACCAUGUUCCUUACCCUUUUCACCAAGAUCCUAACUUCUUCUACUUCACAGGAUUGAAUGAACCGAAUGGAGUUUUGUUAUUUUGCUCAAGUAAAACGGGAGAAAGUCACGGUCAAAAUAAUUUUAACUGGUCGACUCAUCUGUUUGUGGAGACUUUGAACAAGCACGCCGAAAUAUGGAAUGGUCCAUCUUUGACAUUAUCAGAAGCUUCUUUGAUAACUGGAGUUAAUGAUUCUCAUUCUUUGAAUGAUUUUAGUAAAUUUUUGGACCAACAAGCUUCGUUUACAGAAUCCAUCCAUCUUUGGUAUAGUCCAUUGUCAUCCAGAAAUUUUGUUGAGCGCCCCUUAAAUAGGUUCAUUUUGAAAACUGUUUUAAAAUUUUCCCAGGAUAUUAGCAACAAAAGCAUCAGUUUUGAAAAUCCAGAUUAUAUAAUCGACAGUAUUCGCUUUAUCAAGUCAAAUUAUGAAAUUAAACAGAUUAAAACUUCGGUUAUUGCAUCCAUUGAAUCUCUUAAGUCGGCCAUGCAAAUCACAAAACCAGGAAUAACGGAAACUACUUUGCAAAAUCAUAUAGAGUACCAAAUGCGCAGCCGAGGCUGUUCUGUUGGAUAUCCUCCCGUUGUUGCUGGAGGUAAAAGAACAAAUAUAAUUCAUUAUAUGAAAAACAAUCAAAGGAUUGAAAAUGGAGAAUUGGUUUUAGUGGAUGCUGGGUGUCGCUUUAACGGAUACACAUCCGACAUUACCCGAACUUGGCCAGUGAAUGGAAAUUUCUCGGAACCCCAGAAAGUUGUACAUGAAAUAUUAACUGAUGUGCAAAGUUCAUGUGCUUCUUUAGCCUCUCCUGAGCAAAGUCUACAAGAUCUGUAUCACCAUAUGCUAUCCGAAAUAGGACGACACUUAGUAAGUGAGGGGAUUAUUCCAAAUCAGGAUAUAAUUAAUAUUGCACAAAAGAUAUGCCCACAUCAUGUUGGACAUUACCUUGGUUUAGACAUCCAUGAUACUCCGACGAUACCCAGUACGAAGCAUCUUGAAGCAGGUGUCGUGUUUCCUCUAGAACCAGGUAUUUACUUCAGAGAAGAAUUAACGAAAUUUGGCGUUGCGAAAGACUUUUUGGGGAUCGGUAUGCGAAUAGAAGACGACUUCGUCAUGUCAAGAAGUGGCUAUGCUGAGAAUUUAGAACUUGCCGAAAAUGACAUAUUUCUGGAGGAAACCUAAACUUCGUGUGGAAAGUUGUUGAAUAUAUUGAUAUAAAAACUAUGAGUUUAAUUCUUGCAACACAGCCUCUUUGAGUAAUGUGAAAGUUCAAGACAAAAUUCCCUCCUCUAAACCUAGUCUACAGAGACAUUGUAUCUAGUUUUAUCGAACCGUUUC
Schistosoma turkestanicum is the source of this 1820-nucleotide messenger RNA. NCBI's taxonomy places the organism in Eukaryota, Metazoa, Platyhelminthes, Trematoda, Strigeidida, Schistosomatidae. The record is from the annotation of a GenBank genome assembly.